AUGCAGACCAGUAUGCCGCCAGUCAAGCAGGAGUGGCAGCUGCCCCCACUGCCGGACGAGGUCCUGCUGCACGUCUUCGACUACCUCGACCUCAGCGCCACUGUCGCCGCCCUACGCGUCUCGCGCCAUUGGCACGAGCUCGCCAACGACCCCAGGGUGUGGAAGCGGUUGUGCGGCGAGAGCGGCUUUCCCAAGGUGGACCGCCGCCGGUUCGGCGGCGACUGGAAGCGCUGGUAUCGCUGCAUGACGGAACGCAUCGCCGUGGACGCCUUCCAGAACGACUGUGCGGGAAAACCGCGUCGCAACGAAUACUCGCCCAUCCGCGUACUCGUGGAGCCCGACGCCAGCGUCCUCACGUUGGUGCGGGCGAUCGCGUGCAGUUCGAUGACGCCGCCGCACAAGAUUCGACUCUGGCGAAUCGACGACUUUGAGGACAACGAGAAGGGCCUGGUGCUGCUGCAGGACCCGACCCAGAAGCUCGCCGACGCCGGCAUCACCAGCAACACGGCCGUCCUCUACGAACUGCCCGACGCCCGCAACGGGUACCUGCGCCCGUGCCGUAGCUCUACAUCGUCGUUGCCCGCCACGUCCAACAACAACAACAACGUGGAGGCCCAGGGAGGAGUAGUGCGAAGUCAGCAGGCGCUGGAGAAUGCGCUGCGCGAGAUGGAGCUGACGGCGUCGAUACUGACACGGGUCUUCUUCGACGACUACGCGAUGGACGCGCACCACUAUCGUGCGCAACACUAUCGCGUGGACGGCGACGACACGCAGAGGGAAGAGGAGGAGGCGGAAGAGGAGGAAGAGGACGACGAUGACGAGCUGCAGCACAUCCUGGCCGUCAGCAUGGCCGAAAUGGAAAGGCGCAACGACUGA
Molecule: messenger RNA, 876 nt
Organism: Acanthamoeba castellanii str. Neff
Lineage: Eukaryota; Discosea; Longamoebia; Acanthamoebidae
Product: Fbox domain containing protein
Exons: 6
Coding region: 1-876 (291 amino acids)
Biological process (GO): SCF-dependent proteasomal ubiquitin-dependent protein catabolic process
Cellular component (GO): SCF ubiquitin ligase complex
Molecular function (GO): protein binding
Source: RefSeq, a predicted model, not a curated record